This is a messenger RNA of Notothenia coriiceps (black rockcod), 1027 nucleotides long. It is a transcript of the gene med28, whose product is annotated as mediator complex subunit 28. The transcript has 4 exons. The record is from RefSeq and is a predicted model, not a curated record. Gene Ontology annotation, cellular component: mediator complex. Lineage: Eukaryota; Metazoa; Chordata; Actinopteri; Perciformes; Nototheniidae. The coding region runs from base 44 to 586 and encodes 180 amino acids.
AGACGUCCACCUCACUGCGCAUGUGUAGAGCGGGCAGCAGAAGAUGGCAUCGUCCAUGAGUGGGAUGUUUUCUGGUCAGCAGCCGCCCGUUGCUCAUCCCGUCGGAGGUCCUGGUGGACCGGGACAGCCGGGCUUCCCCGGUACCGCUGCCAGAGCCCCGGGGAACAACACGCUGGUAGACGAACUGGAAGCUUCGUUUGAGGCAUGUUUUGCAUCUCUGGUUAGCCAAGACUACGUUAAUGGAACUGACCAGGAGGAGAUUCGAACUGGUGUUGACCAGUGCAUACAGAAGUUCCUGGACGUGGCUCGACAGACCGAGUGCUUCUUCUUACAGAAAAGGCUUCAGUUGUCUGUGCAGAAACCAGAGCAGGUGGUAAAAGAGGAUGUGUCAGAGUUACGUAAUGAGCUUCAGAGGAAAGAGUUACUGGUUCAGAAACACUUGUCCAAGCUUCACCACUGGCAGCAAGUGCUGGAGGAUGUGAGCGUUCAGCAGCGCAAACCCACCGACCUUCCUCCCCCCGGACCGCUUGCCUUUCUGGAGCAGGCCUCUGCGAGCCUGCCGCCAGCCCCUUUGAAACCAAAUUAACACACCAUGGGGCAAUCACAUAUGUCCUCUGUUAAUUAUAUUUCUUCCAUUCCCAGAAGGUGAUGUUGAACUUUGACCUGCAAGUGAGCUGCAGCCGUCUUGAGAUAUCACUGAAACACCUGUUUGCAUUCGUCAUACUGGCAUUAUUCGAAGUACAUGGGAUACGGAGUGAAUAUAUCUGCAGGACAGAAGUCAAAUGUGACUGUACCUAAUAUACCUAAACGCUAUAAAGAAGAGAACACACCAUGUACGCCACGUCAGGCCUGCUGUCAAGUGUCAACCUAUGAGAAAACCCAGGAACUGUUUGCUGUCACUGCUCAGCUGUGCGGAAUAUCACAAUAUAGAUUUUUAGUUUUUUUGUCAACUUUUUUUCCAGUAUUUUGAUUUAUGUAAAUAUUUUUGUUGCUGUCUUUUUACUGUAAAAAUAAAAAUUUCUGAGUA